This is a messenger RNA of Porites lobata, 709 nucleotides long. NCBI's taxonomy places the organism in Eukaryota, Metazoa, Cnidaria, Anthozoa, Scleractinia, Poritidae. The record is from the annotation of a GenBank genome assembly.
UCAAGUGGCAAGGCUACUCUUGACCAAGAGAGAGUAGACCUUUUGAAAAGUAAGUACAGUUAAAAUUUGUGUAAAUGUAUUCUUGUGUAUGUUUCUUUUUUUUGUUUUUGUUUGUAUAUUGUGAAAGGCUCAUGGGAAUAAAACAAAAUAAUAUUAGAAAUUAUUAUAUAAUUCAUCCGGAGUGAAUCUUGCUUUGUCUUAAUUGCGAUUCCCCUAAAAGUCUUGGCCACAAUUCCAUUCUAAUUGUUGGAAUGCUUUCUGGCUUUUUGGUCCCCUCCCCGUUCAAUAAUGGUAUUCAUAAUGUAUGUGCAACUAACAUUGAAUGGAAGAAUGUAGAGCCAUGUUUCUGCCUUCAUACAACGUAGACUUGUCUCUUCUAGAAGUGUUUCAAGGAAUUAUGACCAUGAUUGCAGCUAUGAGUUUUAAAUGGAUACAUUACAUGAAGUUAGUAUACAGUGUAGUUAUGUCUGCAAUCAAGUUUUUUUAUUUAAGAGAACCCCUCCUCCCUUCCCUGGUUGUAGGGUUUGGUCGCUGAAACAAAAGAGAAUUAUGCAAAGGUAAUAAUAUUGAUUGUUUUUUUGGCUUUGCAGAUGCCAUCAGAGAAAAAUAUGGAGAAAAUUUAUUAAAUAAAAAGUGGAAAGUCAUGAGGCAAUCUCUUAACCAAAAAUGCCUUGAUAUAAAAAAUAAAAAAAGGCCAAAAGCAGAGUAA